Molecule: messenger RNA, 2081 nt
Organism: Telopea speciosissima
Lineage: Eukaryota; Viridiplantae; Streptophyta; Magnoliopsida; Proteales; Proteaceae
Product: E3 ubiquitin-protein ligase MBR2-like
Exons: 7
Coding region: 164-1852 (562 amino acids)
Molecular function (GO): ubiquitin protein ligase activity
Source: RefSeq, a predicted model, not a curated record
AGUAUUUGAUUCUGGGGAGAAUUCCUGGGAAAGCUUUGGAUUGAAAUAGAAACGUAAAGGUCAGAUUAAGAUUUAAAAGGAAAACAUAGCAAUCGUGCACAACAAAUUUGUACAAACACCAUUUAAGGAGGAUCCUUUCAUUUAACUAAAGACACUGUUGCACAUGGAUGAAUACAGUGGUAAAAGAGUUGGAGGUGGUUUUGGUGUUCCUAGGAGGGGGUCUGGCCUUGCUUUCAGAGAUUCAUCAAUUCAAGAGGAGGAUCGAAGCAUUAAAUACUGUAAUCGAAUAGGUUGUAGCACCAGACUUAACUCAUCAAAGGGUGGUCAGAGUAGUAGUUCAGACAGAGCCAAAUAUUCAAAGCCUCCUUUCCGUCCAGCAAGUGGCAAGGCAAUAUCUGGAAAUUCUUCCAAGACAUACUCUACUGUGAGUGAUGCUAGAAAGUCUCAACGAGACGCCCAUAAAUUGUCUUCUAACAAGGAAGCAGUUCCCUCUGAAACUAUUUGUAAGCAGGGAGAGAGAGACAUUUCUGAAUCCAUAUCUUCAACCAAUGCCAUUCAAACAGCACUUGAACCUGGAGAUGCUGAAUCUGGAGUUCUCCAGGGCCUUACUGUGGAUACAUCCGAAGAUGUGGGGAGAUGCAAUAUACCAUCAAAUACAAGAUCUCAAAAUAAAACCCGUCAACAGUCUGGAUCAAGCAGUCAGGAUAUGUGGGAUCCGUCUGUCCGGCAUUCUAUUGCUUCUAAAAACGCCAGUCAGGUUGCAAAACCUGCUUCCCAUGGUCAAGCUGCUAAUGUAAGCCGGUAUGGUCUGAGAAAUCUAGGGUGCACAUCUAUAUCUGAUGUUCUUCCUUCAGGUUGUUCAUCUUCGGACUCAAGUCGCAGGAGGAAUGAUGUGAAAAGGAGAAAUAUGGGUGGAGAGAGCUCUACUUCUAGAGCAAAGCCCACAAGUGUGUCAUCGAUAGGAGGAAGUUCAAGCACUCGAAGGAAUCUCAUAUCCAAUCCUAGCAUCUCACUUUCUGAACAUUCUUCAUCCCAACAGCCUUCAAGGAGGACCAGAAAUUGGCUCCCAAAUAGGGAUGGUGUUACAUCAGUUAGAACACGGAGGACGAUCACGGGUGAGGCAAGAGCAAGGGCCUCUGAACAUGACAAUGGCAAUGAUUUGACACUGCCUGAGGUACCAAUUCCUCAGGCAGAAAAUCCAGUCAAUGAGCUGGCUCCAAGUUCUUCACUGCAAUUUCCUGCAGAACUUCCCUCUAUUUUUGACAACUCUAAUGGUCGACCUGGCAGUAGUGGUCAGAAUGUACGUAGUAGGCAGAUUGCUCAUACAGAAGGUGGAAUUGCCCGCCCUUUCCAUGGUCUCUCUAUUGACAGAGAUGCUUUCCAAAGAUUUAACAUGGAUGGGAUUGCUGAGGUAUUGAUGGCACUUGAGAGGAUUGAGCAAGAUGAAGAAUUAACAUAUGAGCAAUUAUUGAUUCUGGAGACAAACUUGUUUAUGGGGGGUCUUGGCUUUCAUGAUCAGCACAGGGAAAUGAGAUUGGAUAUUGAUAACAUGUCAUAUGAGGAACUAUUGGCUCUAGAAGAGAAGAUGGGUUCUGUUAGCACAGCCCUUACGGAAGAAGCAUUAUCGAAAUGCCUUAAGAGAAGCUUCUAUAUUCCUGCAUCUCUAGACACAGUGAGUGUGGAUUGUGGAGAUGAUGACGUCAAAUGCAGUAUUUGUCAGGAAGAGUAUGUUGAAGGAGAUGAGGUUGGUAAGCUAGGAUGUGAGCAUUGGUAUCAUGUGGUCUGUAUCCACCAGUGGUUGCGGCAAAAGAAUUGGUGCCCGGUCUGCAAGGUUGAGGCAGCUCCUCCUUAAACACCCCUCAAAAGUAACCAAUAACCAGUCAUAAGGCUGAUGUCUUUUGUAAAAUCCCUUUCACACCCUUGGUCUCCUUAUAUCAAACACUUGAUCUUCCUGUACAUACCAUAUUCCCAUCCAUCGUAACCAAAUAAGCCGCUACCUUGAGAACUCCGUAUCCCUUGGUCAUAUGCUCAUAGUGGGAAAAUCAUUUACAUUCUAAAACAUUCAAGGAAAUGUUCAUAAA